This is a messenger RNA of Lemur catta (Ring-tailed lemur), 3433 nucleotides long. RefSeq names its product complement C3a receptor 1 (gene C3AR1). The record is from RefSeq and is a predicted model, not a curated record. NCBI's taxonomy places the organism in Eukaryota, Metazoa, Chordata, Mammalia, Primates, Lemuridae. Gene Ontology annotation, molecular function: complement component C5a receptor activity; G protein-coupled receptor activity; complement component C3a receptor activity. Gene Ontology annotation, cellular component: plasma membrane. Gene Ontology annotation, biological process: complement receptor mediated signaling pathway; phospholipase C-activating G protein-coupled receptor signaling pathway; chemotaxis. The transcript has 2 exons. The coding region runs from base 210 to 1676 and encodes 488 amino acids.
CUGUGAUGUCAGAUGGUGGUUUAGAGUUUGAGGCUAAAUUUACAAACAGUAAAAGAGAGAGAGGAAAGAGGGAUGAGCAUUCAACAAAUUUUCUAAACAUACUUCAUGACUUCAUUGUGACUAAGUGUGGGGGACCAGACAGGAUUUGCGGGACCUCCAGAUUGGUGCUGAAUCCUUCAGCUACUAUCUCCAUUUUUUGAAGUUUAUCAAUGGAGUCUUUCUCUGCUGAGACCAAUUCAACGGGCUUACCCUCACAGCCUUGGGAUGAACCCCAUGUGGUUCUCUCCAUGGUCAUUCUCAGUCUCACUUUUUUGUUGGGAUUGCCAGGCAACGGGCUGGUGUUGUGGGUGGCUGGCCUGAAGAUGCAGCGGACGGUGAACACAGUUUGGUUCCUCCAUCUCACCCUGGCAGACUUUCUCUGCUGCCUCUCCUUGCCCUUCUCCCUGGCUCAUCUGGCUCUCCAGGGACACUGGCCCUAUGGCUGGUUCCUAUGCAAGCUCAUCCCCUCCGUCAUCGUCCUCAACAUGUUUGCCAGCGUCUUCCUGCUCACUGCCAUUAGCCUGGACCGUUGUCUUUUGGUACUCAAGCCAAUCUGGUGCCAGAAUCAUCGCAGUGUGCGAACAGCUUUCAGUAUCUGUGGAUGUAUCUGGCUGGUGGCUUUUGUAAUGUGUAUACCUGUGUUUGUGUACCGGGAAACAUUCACUAUAGACAACCAAAAUAUAUGUGGCUACAGUUUCAAUCUCCCCAGCCCAUUAGAUUAUCCAGAAGACACUUUUGAUCCAGAUCUCCCGGAAUACAGGUCUCUUGACAACAACUCCAUUGUUCAGCAGCCUGGAGAAAUGGACGAUAGGUUAGAUCCUUCCUCUUUCCAAACAAAUGGUCAUCCUUGGACAGCCACCACUGUCCUCCAAUCUCAAACAUUUCAAAGACCUUCUGGAGAUCCACUCCCUAUGGAUUCUGCUACAUUAACUAGUCAACAUUUGUAUUAUAAUGUAUAUAAACCUGCUGAUGUGGGCUCACCUACAAUCUCCCAUGGAUUUCCCAUUGCAGAUCACAGAACUAACCCACCGGAUAACUCUGACACUUUUCUCUCUACUGAUUCAGAGCUUUUCCCUACUGCUUCUAGCAAUUCCUUGUACGAGUCUAAGUUAUCACAAGAUUUCCAGGAUUACAAUUUCAGCCAAUUGACAUAUGACAAUCACGUGUCAAAACCCAUGGUGGCAAUAACCAUCACUAGGCUAGUGGUGGGUUUCCUGCUGCCUUUUAUUUUCAUGGUGACCUGUUACAGUCUCAUUGUCUUCCGAAUACAACAGGGUCGCUUCGCCAAGUCUCGGAAGAAAACCUUUCGAGUGGCCGUGGUGGUGGUGGCUGUCUUUCUCAUCUGCUGGGCUCCGUACCACAUUGUUGGAGUCCUGUUAUUGUUUAUUGACCAAGAAACUCCCUUUGGGGAAGCUCUGAUGUCCUGGGACCAUGUGUCCAUUGCUCUAGCAUCUGCCAACAGUUGCUUCAAUCCCUUCCUUUACGCCCUCUUGGGGAAAGAUUUUAGGAAGAAAGCACGGCAGUCCAUUCAGAGCAUUCUGGAGGCAGCCUUCAGCGAGGAGGAGCUCUCACACUCUACCAGCUCUCCCCCAAGCAAAGCCUUUCCAGAAAGAAAUAGUAUCAGUACAACUGUGUGAAAAUAUGGAGCAGCCAACCUUAGCAGAUUUCCUAGGUGUUCACUCAACACGUUUCCAAAGGAUGAAGGAUAUGCUGAGCAGAGGACUUCAGAACUCACUGAAGAAUCAAUCCAGUGGUUCUCAAAGUGCGGUCAUAGGCCACUGACAUCAGCGUCACCUGGAAACUUGUUAGAAAUGCAAAUUCUCAAGUCCUAUCCCAGUCUUGCUGAAUCCAAAUCUCUGGGAGGUGGGGCCCAGCAAGUGUUUUAACAAGCCGUCUUGUUUCUGAUUAACGCCAAACUUGAGAAUCAUUGUAAAAAACUAGUCUAUUUCUAUCACAAACUAACCCACGUGAGAUAGAUGAGAAUCUAGUCUGUUUUUAAAUGUUUCCAUCAUAUAAUUUUUUUCUUGUUCUGAGUGAAAGAUGAUCAUUUUUUCUACAGUUUUGUUAUUGUGUUGGUGUUGAUGGUUUUAAAUGAAAAGAAGGUGGAAAAAGAAAAAAGCCUUUGAAAACAGGGAGCUAUGACAUGGAGUCUGGAGCUAAGGACAAUACCAAACGCCUGCCACCGGAAACACCCCUGGGUACAGGACGCAGGAAUUCGGGGUUUCCACUGUUACAACUAAAUGAGCAUCUAUUGUAUAAAAACGGACUACUAAUACAUCUAAAAACUUACUCAUGAAACAUUACAUAUGCUGUGGUUUGAAGAGCUAUUUGUUUAUUCUGUCAGCCUACUGGUAGAGCUAUCUAUCUGCAUUCCUUUUCUUAUGCUUCUUAAUUCCCUUAUUCCUCCCCUGCUCCAAAUCUUCCACAUCUUCCAAAUCUUUCACAAGAUUCUAGUUAUUCCCUUCCUCUUGCUUCAAAGCGAUACUUUCCAAGAGACCCAUUGCCCAUGGAAAGAGAAGGAAGGUGGAGGAUAGAGCAGCAACUCAACUCUCUGCAAGAUGACUGAGUACCAUGCCAGUCACAGUGUCACAUUUUUAAAAACAUGACUGCAGGUAUCUUUUAUGCCAAGAUUUCCAGAUAUAUCUUUUGGUAUUUUAAAAAUUAAUCAUUAUCUUUACGAAAGUAAUAUAUGUACAUCACUUUAAAAGAAUCCAAGGCUUGUAAGGAAAUAUAAGAGGGCUCCCACCCCCACUCUGAUGUCCCAGAGAUAACUCUUGCAACAAUUUUAGAUGUUUUUUCUGAUAUUUACCAUGAUGAGUCUAAAUCAUGUGCUUAUGCUAUUUUUUGUAGACAUGAUAAAAUGCCUUCCUGUUUUAAAAGAUUUUUAUCCAAACAUCUCCAUAUUUUUAAAUUGUUCAUCCGGCACCUCAACAUUAAGAACCAUCAUAUUUUAAUUUGUUCAUGACUACGUAUUUUUCUUCUACUUUAUCUACAUAUUCCAAUCAUUUUUAUAGCUUUCCUUCUGUCCUUCAUUCAUUUAAAAAUAAUUAUCCAACUCCCCACCACCUUCUCAUUUUUCUCUGUGUAUAAACUUUUAUGUGUUAAACCUCUGAAAUUUCACACACAACAUAGCCUCAUUUAAGCUGAAUACAAUGAUUUAAUCUAAAAAAUAGAAAAUGAGAUGUUUUAGACUUGCAAGAAAUUAUUAUUUGUUCAAUGGUUGAGGUAAGAGUCUGGACUAAAAAUGUGUCAUAAAGUACCAUGCAGAAAAAUUUUAAAUCACUGGAUUCUUUCAGUUGUGAGGUAAUAGUGUCUGACAUAAGAUUUGCAGUGCUACCUUUCCAAUUUAACUUGCUUAUAAAUUUGAUGUGAAUAAAUGCCUUUUCUUUCCAUG